Messenger RNA from Magallana angulata, 516 nucleotides. Its product is annotated as fucolectin-3-like. The record is from RefSeq and is a predicted model, not a curated record. The transcript is spliced from 2 exons. Lineage: Eukaryota; Metazoa; Mollusca; Bivalvia; Ostreida; Ostreidae. The annotation marks the transcript as partial.
UGUAUUGUAUUUCCUUUAAAUAAUCAAUUUAUAUCUCAAUGUUUUGUAAUAUUGUUGGCAGAGGUUACCAACCUUGCGUUGCAUAAGCCUGCAAAUCAAUCAUCAACGCAUGCAUGGGCAGAAGUGGCCUACUCAGCCAAUUUGGCAGUUGAUGGCAACAACGGUACAGACUUUGUCGUAGACAAGUGUGCCAGCACAGAGGGUGAAGACACGAAUCCGUGGUGGUUGGUGGAUCUGCAGGCCGUGUAUUCCAUCAGAUCUGUAAGAAUAUUCAAUAGAGGAGUGGACAAGUGGGGACAAGAUGUGUCAGACCGUCUGCGGAAUGUCACCGUCACUGUAAAACUGACAGAAUCAGAUGUCGACACUCCCUGUGGUUUCUUUGCUGGUCCCGGUACUCUGUCACAGCUGGUCGUCAUCGACUGUCCGACAUUACCACAGGGGAGAUUCGUACAGAUCUCAAUAAUCACUGAGUAUCUCACUCUUUGUGAAGUUGAAGUGCUUGGAUACUCUAUCUAA